Molecule: messenger RNA, 345 nt
Organism: Juglans microcarpa x Juglans regia
Lineage: Eukaryota; Viridiplantae; Streptophyta; Magnoliopsida; Fagales; Juglandaceae
Exons: 1
Coding region: 1-345 (114 amino acids)
Source: RefSeq, a predicted model, not a curated record
AUGGUUGUCGAGUUCCAAGCUCUGCUUCAAAACCAAACCUGGGUUUUGGUACCUUCCUCUUCUGAUUUUAACGUUCUUGGUUCCGAAUGGGUCUUAAAAACCAAGCGUAAGUCUGAUGGCACUCUUGAGCGUCGCAAGGCACGCCUUGUGGCCAAGGGUUUCCAUCAACAACCCGAGCUUGACUACACCAAAACAUUCAAUCCUGUAGUCAAGCCCGUCACUAUCCAUCUUAUCAUUUCCCUUGCAGCUGCUUCCAAAUGGUUGAUCAAUUGGAUAUCUAGAAUAAGUAUUUACACAGAGACCUUGAAGAAGAUGUUUACAUGCAACAGCCACCCGGGUUCGUGA